Messenger RNA from Ostreobium quekettii, 1443 nucleotides. Lineage: Eukaryota; Viridiplantae; Chlorophyta; Ulvophyceae; Bryopsidales; Ostreobiaceae. The record is from the annotation of a GenBank genome assembly.
AUGGGUCGGUUUUGCGUGGCAAUCCUGCUGCUGGCGAUGGCCGCGGGCGGGAGCUGCGACCUGAUGCGCGUACCGCUGAGGAAGCAGACGCUGGAGAAGAGCAUGCUGGAGAUCGACCGUGAGGGCCUGCGGCGGGCACAGCUGGAGGCGGCCCUGGGCGAGGAAGACGUGCCGCUGAGGAACUACGCCAACGCGCAGUAUUAUGGGGCCAUCAAGCUUGGGUCGCCAGGUCAGGAUUUCAACGUGGUGUUCGACACGGGCAGCUCCAACCUGUGGGUGCCCAGCGCCACGUGCAGCUGGACCGACCUGCCCUGCGUGCUGCACAAGAAGUACGACUCCACCAAGUCGUCGACCUACGUGCCAAACGGCGAGAAGUUUGCCAUCCAGUAUGGGAGUGGGAGCCUGUCGGGCUAUCUCAGCCAGGAUGUCUUGGCGAUCCCAGGCACACCCAUGCCCAUUGUGAUCCAGGACCAGGUCUUCGCUGAGGCCACCAGCGAGCCUGGUGUGGCUUUCUUGCUUGGCAAGUUUGAUGGAAUCCUGGGUUUGGCAUGGCCAUCGAUAUCUGUGGAUGCAGUGGACCCACCGUUCACGAAGAUGGUCGAAGAGGGCCUUGUUGAUGAACCCCUUUUCUCGUUCUGGAUGAGCCGGGACCCCAGCGCAGAUGAGGGUGGGGAGCUUGUCUUUGGUGGCAUGGACCCCAAGCACUUCAAAGGAGAGCACACCUGGCUCCCUGUAUCCAAGAAGAGUUACUGGGACUUUGAGAUGGACAAGAUCGAGGUGCCUGGCGUGAGCGUCUGCCCGGAUGGCUGCAUAGGGAUAGCAGACACUGGGACGUCACUGCUGGUGGGGCCCACAGAUGACAUCCAGAAGAUUAACGAGGCCAUCGGUGCGAGCGGUGCUUCGAACUCAACGGCCUGCAUGAGCAAGGGUGCCUUGCUGGUGAAACAAGUGGCAGAGCUUGUGAAUGAGAUGUCCAGCGAUGAGGUUUGCAGCAACAUGGGCUUGUGUGGUUACGAAGAGCCACAGUAUGCAACAACACGGAAGCUGGUGGGCAGCAGCUGGACAUGCCAGCUCUGCCAGGAGAUCGCCAAGGAAGCAAAGAACAUUCAGGAUGAGCAGACCAUGAAGACUUUGGUGGAAUCCCUUUGCGACGACUUGGCGGACGUUGAGGCAAAACAGUCGGUUGGUGUGGCAACCAUCGACUGCUCUCUUGUCCCUCAGAUGCCUGACAUUGCAUUUGUGUUGGGUGGGAAGAGGUUCACACUAUCCUCCGAGCAGUAUGUGCUCAAGGUGACACAAUUCGGGCAGACAGAGUGCAUCAGCGGCUUCCAGGGCCUUGACCUGCCUCAGCCAAUGUGGAUUCUUGGGGACGUUUUCAUUGGAGCGUACCACACCGUCUUCGACUACGGCAAUGCCAGGGUUGGUUUUGCUCAGUCCGUGUAG